AUGGACAGAAGGCUAAUUGAGGCUGCUCACAAGGGAGAUGUUCAUCAGCUGCAAAAUCUGAUCAAAGACGAUCCUUUCCUGAUGAAGGCUGUAGCAUUAUUAGGUGGAGAAACUCCGUUACAUAUUGCUUGUAUGGGGGGAAACCUGAGUUUUGCGAAAGAGGUUCUAAAUCUGAGUCCAGAAUUCGCAAAAGAUUUGAGCCGUGAUGGCUUCAGUCCCCUGCAUAUUGCUGCAGCUAAUGGGGAUUUAGAGAUCGUGAAAGAGCUCCUGAAAAUAGGUGAUAUUUUGUGUCUGGUUAAGGGAAAGGAAGGAAGAAUUCCCCUACACUAUGCAGUUAUCAAAGGCAGAAUACGAGUCAUUGAAGAACUGAUUUCAGCCAGUGAAGAUAGNGAGGAUAUAUUGAAUGAGAAGGAUGCACAAGGGAACUCCAUCUUGCAUCUUGCAGUCUCCAUAAAGCAAUACGAGGUUGUUGAGUUGAUGCUGGAUGAGAAAUUUGUUAGGAAAGGCUUGUUGGAGGUGAAUUCCUUGAACAAAAGGGGACUUACACCACUUGACGUAUUACUAUCAGAAGGGGGUGAUGGUGAAAUUGAGGAAAUGCUUAGGCUAGCUGGGGCUUCAGUGCGACAGACAACACAAACUGAGAACAGGGUCGUUCCCACUCGUGAUCCAAACGAUGAAUUAAGGAGAGAUCGGCCUCGGAAGCCCUAUGAGAAAUUGCAGGACUACUUCAAAUUUGACAAAGCUAAAGAGACUCCAAGUGACGUUCGAAGUACAUUGCUUGUGGUAGCUAUAUUAAUCACAACUGCAACAUAUCAAUCCGUCCUUAGUCCACCUGGUGGUGUUUGGCAGGAAGACUUUAGCCCUACCAGUAACAGUAACACCACACAGCCACCAGCACAUACUGCUGGAAAGGCAGUGAUGGGAACACAGAAUUCAGUUUCAUUCGGUCUAUUCCAGAUUUUCAACUCAAUUGGGUUUUUCACAUCUGUUCAGAUGAUAUAUUUUCUCACUUUUGGAUUCCCUUUACAAUUGGAAUUGCGAGUCUCACUUUUGGCACUCUCAGUAACGUACGAUACUUGUAUGAUCGAGAUGGCACCUGGCAAUCAGUCCCUAUUAUUUGUUAUCAUUUCCAUUGCUACGCCAUUAAAGAUAGGCAUUCUUUCAAAGGUGGCCAGAGAUUACUGUAAAAAACCAUCAGGUGCAGACUCUCCAACAGAUUGCUUGCAUGGGGGGCAGCCUUCAUUUUGUGAAAGAGGUCUUAAAUAUGAUGCCGAAAUUAGCAGAAGAAUUGAACCACAAGUGUUUCAGUCCAUUGCAUAUUGCGUGAUCAAAGGUAGGACACAAGUGAUGAGAGAUCUGCUUUCAGCCUUUGAAGAUAGCAUAAGAGAAGUGACAGCUCGUGGUGAAACUUUGCUCCAUUUAGCAGUGUAA
Fraxinus pennsylvanica is the source of this 1431-nucleotide messenger RNA. The record is from the annotation of a GenBank genome assembly. NCBI's taxonomy places the organism in Eukaryota, Viridiplantae, Streptophyta, Magnoliopsida, Lamiales, Oleaceae.